Messenger RNA from Stereum hirsutum FP-91666 SS1, 795 nucleotides. RefSeq lists its product as uncharacterized. The coding region runs from base 1 to 795 and encodes 264 amino acids. Gene Ontology annotation, molecular function: ATP binding; protein kinase activity. The transcript is spliced from 4 exons. The record is from RefSeq and is a predicted model, not a curated record. Lineage: Eukaryota; Fungi; Basidiomycota; Agaricomycetes; Russulales; Stereaceae. Gene Ontology annotation, biological process: protein phosphorylation.
AUGAACACCCUACUCUCAUCCGAGCCCCUCAACAGCAAUCCACGAAAUCCGGCCCUGCCCUUGCUGGAUGUUAUAUACACUCCGGACCAAUGCUUCAUGGUUUUUCCCUUUGUCCAGUAUCUCUAUUCAAUGGAACUUGAUACUAUUGGGGAGGGUCUCGAUCUUGUCGAGCAAGCACUCGAGGGUCUUGUGUUCCUGCAUGAGAACCAAAUCGCGCAUCGAGACUGCGCUAUGACCAACAUUGUUGGAGACUUCCCUCGCAUGUACCCUCGAGGUAUUCACUUCGACGACCCCGGAAUCGAUCUUCGGGGCAAACGGCUUCGCCACGUCCGAACGCGCACACAGGUUGGCGGAGUGAAGUACUACUUCAUCGAUUUUGGGGAGUCGAUUCAGUUUGGCCCAUCGGACAGUACUCGCAUAGUAGUACACUCAAAGGCUAGUAUUGCCGCACCCGAAACCCUGAACCUAUCUCUAUGGCCAUAUGACGCUUUCAAACCCGACAUCUACACUCUAGGAACCACGUACAAGCGAGAAUUAGUGGAGGUCUAUACCUCGUUCGAUAUACUCAAACCGCUCCUCGAUGCGAUGACCCAAGACGAUCCUCACGCUCGACCGUCUGCUGCAGAAGCGUUGGAAAUCUACCGAACCAUCAAGGGAUCGCUCUCGCGUACCGCACUACACGGCCGUCUCCACAAGCGUAAAGAUCCACUAGAAUCCUCAUCCAAGCGGGUCUUCUUCGAUUGUCUUCAUUACUGUGAACAAAUCGCCUGGGCCGCACAAAAUUGGAAGUGGUGA